UCCUUGCCUUCUAGCAACCGCAAAGCUUCCCAGCAUUAAAUAUUACUCGACCUUUUCAAUUCCCUGUCCAAGAAAAAAGGUGGCAGUAUCACACCACCGUCAUUGAGUCAGCGCUUUCUCGCGUCGCGUCAUAUCCACGCGCCGUCCCCUCACGUCACCUAGGAAUAGCAAAGGGCGGGGAAAAACAGAAACUCCCUCCAUUUUUAAAACUCUCCCUCUCUCUCUCUCCUCCUCUCCUUAAAUAUUUUUCUAAAAAUAUUUUUUGUUUUUUCUAAUUGGUCAAAUAAUUCGAAUCGUCGAAACGAACGUGACAAUUUAAUGUUUCUUUGCCCUCUGAUCGCACAUGGCGUUUUGGCUUGAGGUUAUUGAUUCCACAGAUUGCUCAGAUCUACGCGUUGGAGUUUUCGCAGUUGUUUACUUCCCGGCGCCGGGGUGGUUUCUCGUACUCGCUCAGGCUUACUCCCCGAGGAAGUUGGCAGUUGAUUUGUUUCCGGUGAUAAGGUGGUGGUUCUUGAUGCGUUUUUAUGUAAGUGGAGAUUUGCCUAGAAACAUAUAUUGGGACGGUGAAGGUGGCUUGGUAAACUCUUGGGGUUAUGUUGUGGAUACAAAGUUUGAAGUGAUUUUCAUGGACACUGAGAUGGAGGGUGAACGGAUGGAAGAAACGGACAUUGAAGGACUCCCUUCGAUGUGGCCUGAAGAUAUUGGAAGUGAUGUGGGGAAGCAGUUCAAUGUAGAAAAGCCAAGAGGCGAUCAAGAUAUGUUGAAGGAGGUUGCAAUUCAGGAGGAGCCAACAAUAGCUGAUUUCAAGCGUCUUUUAGAACUAACCAGUGUUACAGACAGGGGCUCUUCUCAGUUAGCAUACCUUGUAAAACACUGGGAAUAUAAGCAGGCAAAUAUUGUUCGGCUUCUGAAAGAAGAGCUGGACAACUUAAGCAGACAGAAACAGGAGUCUGAACUCAAGAAAUUAGAGAUAUUGGAGGAACACCGGUUUGAGGAGGAAGGAUAUGGGGGUGACAAACGGCCAAUUUCCAUACUGGAGGGAGUUUAUGAUAUGUGGAAAGAAGUUCCUCGAAGGAGAAAUGUAGUUGUUCAAAGUAAAAGAGUUGAAAUUCAUGCUGAGUAUGACACAGUAGCAUACUGGAAACAAAGAGCUAUGUAUUUGGAAAAAAUGUUGGAAGCCAGCAUCCAGAGAGAGCAGGUACUCAUGGAGAAGUUGCAGGAAAAUGUCAACAAUCUAGAAAGGCAGUCCACUCCUGUAGAAGAGUUGUCCCAGAUACUUAAAAGAGCGGACAACUUCUUACAUUUUGUACUGCAAAAUGCACCCGUUGUCAUGGGACAUCAGGAUAAAGAGUUACGCUAUCGCUUUAUUUAUAAUCAUUUUCCAAGCUUGCAAGAGGAGGACAUACUAGGAAAAACAGAUGUGGAAAUUUUUACUGGAGCGGGUGUUAAGGAGUCCCAGGAUUUUAAGAGGGAAGUUCUAGAAAAGGGGUUACCUGCUAAGAGGGAAAUCACAUUCGAGACAGAGCUGUUUGGCUUAAAGACAUUUUUGAUAUAUGUUGAACCUGUUUUUAGCAGGGCAGGGGAGACUAUUGGUAUAAAUUAUAUGGGCAUGGAUGUAACAGAUCAGGUAAGAAAAAGAGAAAAGAUGGCAAAGCUUCGAGAGGAGAUAGCUGUGCAAAAAGCAAAGGAAACUGAAUUGAACAAAACAAUCCACAUAACAGAGGAGACAAUGCGAGCAAAACAAAUGCUAGCAACUAUGUCUCAUGAGAUAAGAUCACCUCUAUCUGGGGUUGUUAGCAUGGCUGAGAUCCUGGCCACCACAAAACUCAAUUACGAGCAAAGACAACUGUUGGAUGUCAUGGUAUCUUCAGGAGAUUUAGUCCUUCAACUUAUAAAUGACAUCCUUGAUCUUUCCAAGGUUGAGUCAGGUGUGAUGAAGUUGGAAACUGCCAAAUUCCGACCAAGAGAAGUUGUAAAGCAUGUUCUCCAGACAGCUGCGGCAUCAUUGCAGAAAAUUCUGACCUUGGAAGGACAUGUAGCAGAUGAUGUUCCUAUUGAGGUUGUUGGAGAUGUUCUAAGGAUUCGGCAAAUUCUCACCAACUUGAUCAGCAACGCAAUCAAGUUUACCCAUGAAGGGAAGGUAGGGAUAAAACUUUAUGUAGUUCCAGAGCCACCUUUUGCGAAGGAAGCAUCUCAGCAUAGCUCCACUGCAGAUCAAUCAACUACUGAUGUGCCCACAGAAGAGAAAUGUGCAUCAAAAUCUCAAACAAAUAGUGAUCAGAAUGGUGUUCACGGUAAAAAACGAGGUGGCUCUUGUCAUCGUCAUCAACUUGAUGAACCUAGAUCCCGGGUUAAGAUUGGAACUCUAGAUGGUGAUGAGGAGCAAACAGAGCUACCUGAAACAACCGUGUGGAUUCGCUGUGAUGUUUAUGACACUGGGAUUGGGAUUCCAGAAAAUGCUUUACCUACGCUAUUUAAAAGAUACAUGCAAGUCAGUGCCGAUCAUGCCCGAAAAUAUGGGGGGACAGGACUGGGCCUCGCAAUAUGCAAACAUCUGGUUGAGCUGAUGGGUGGUCGUCUCACCGUGUCUAGUCGAAAAAAUGACAGCAUAUUAGGAUAGUUUUGAGUCAGUCUCCUAUGUUGUCUUAUCCAUGAGCAUCUCAUUAUAUGAUUAUAUAGUUGUAUCGUUGUUCUUGUUUCUUGUCUUGGUCAGGUAAGUCUCAGGGUUUAGUUAGCGGUUAGGAUAUGAAGAAAAAGCGGCAGAAAUAUCCCUUAUUAUUUUAGGGGAUCUCUUCAUUAGUAAUUUAAUAUGAAGUGAGCUCAUGACAGAUCAUCAUGGCCAGUUUAUAAAAGGAGCCGAUGAGA
This is a messenger RNA of Rubroshorea leprosula, 2865 nucleotides long. Lineage: Eukaryota; Viridiplantae; Streptophyta; Magnoliopsida; Malvales; Dipterocarpaceae. The record is from the annotation of a GenBank genome assembly.